Molecule: messenger RNA, 1314 nt
Organism: Didymodactylos carnosus
Lineage: Eukaryota; Metazoa; Rotifera; Eurotatoria; Philodinida; Philodinidae
Source: the annotation of a GenBank genome assembly
UGUGGUAGUGGAACCGUCAUCAGCGAGUAAAAUAAAAAAAAAAUUUUCGAAACCGGUGGGCAAUGACAGAAGUUAUUGAAAAAAUAUCGUAAACUUACAAUUGUACAAAAAAGUUACGAUUAGCUCACAUACUAUAGCGACACAGAUAUAAAGCAAAAAAUGGAGAAAAGAACAAAUUUUAUCGUUUUACCCAAAAGAAAGAUUCUCUUCACUAUGAAAUUAGUGUUUAUUACUGCUUUCUACAAAGGUGAAAGGCUGUACAAUAACUGGUGUCCAAAGAAAAACUACCCUGGAACGAGAUAUAACACAUCAGAAAAAGGCUGGAUGAAAGAAAAUACAUUUUCUGAUUGGUUUCAAAACUUAUCUUUGAAAGAAAUCAAACAUGAUCAACGUCCAAUUUUAUUAUUAAUGGAUAAUCAUUUUUCUCACAUUAGUUAUCGUACAAUGAAAUUGGCGUUAGAUAAUGAUGUACACAUUUUAUCAUUACCCCCUCAUACCACGAAUGUUCUCCAACCUCUCGAUGUUUAUACGUUCAAGGUUGUGAAAACGCACUGAAGAAAACUAGUACAAGAUUACUACAAUAAAAAUAAUGGUGCUAAACUGGAUAAAUUUGUUAUCCCUCUAUUGUUAAAGCAACUAUAUUCAUAUUCGUUACGUCCAGCUUACUGUGCUGGCGGAUUCGCCAAAGCAGGGAUAUUUCCUUAUGAUAAACGUGCAAUUCCUAAAGAAAAUAUAACGUAUUCAUGCAAUAACAAUAAAAAGAAACUGACACGAACCGUAUCAAAUGAAUGCUUGCCCUCAUCAUGUGGCGAAACAAGCCCUGUUAAUAGUAAUGUCAUGUCAAUGAAUCCCAAAAGUAUUGGAAUUCAAUUACGAAAAUCUCCUUCAGCACCAUCAUUAUUAAUUCGAUCACUGGGAACUUCUGAUUUCUUGACAACCGACUCUACAUCGGCUGUUCCACCGACAAUUGAUACAUCAUCGUUGAUAGACAACUCACUAACGUUACUCAAUUCAUCUGAAUCGCAUUCUAAUAUGUCUGCUCGAAAAGACUUUUCCAGUUCACCAACUGUAGCAUUUGAGAUACCGUCCUCACCUCAAAAUGAUACACGAUCAGGUAUACAACAUGCAAUAACUGCCACUACUGAACAAUUUUUAAAACCAACAGUGGUACCGAACAAGAAACGGAAAACAAUGAUAACACGUAGUUCGAGCGAGAGUUUGACAAGUGUGGAAGCGUUGUAUAAAUUACAAGCUAAAGAAACUGAACUGAAAGAAAAAAAAAGGAAAAAGUUAGCGUUUAGAACACCAACCUAA